CUGACCAUCAUCAUUAUCAUCCACACAAUAGCAUACCACACCAUACCCCUGCCCUAAUCACUAAAUAAAUAAAUACUAAGAGUAUCCACAGUGGAUGUGUUUGUGAGUGUGCUAGUGUCGGUGGUUAAACUUUUAGCAAGCCAGUCACUUUUUGUCUCACAAUGGAAGUGUUAAGGGCAACGUUAGGGAUAAAAAAUAGUGUCAGAUGCUAAAUUGUGUGUUAACUGCAACCAGCAUUCUAGCCAGCGAGAGAGAAAAGAGAAAGAGAAAGAGAGAGGGGGACACUGGGGUUGUGCAAUAGGGUCGUCCGGCCGGACGUCCGGAUCCUUACUGUUCUGGGCCUGUUUUGCAAGGUUGAAUUUGGUUUGGGAUGAUGCAUGUUUAACACUCUGAUGAAGCUCCAAACUCUCAGGUUUCAUGAAGAUCUCACUAUAGUCAGGACAAGAACAGUGGAAGCAGAAGAAGAAGAGUUAGAAGACACUAAAAAUGAAGCCCCAUUUAGUUCACUCAGAGGAGCUUUCAUGGAUCUACUGGAGCAACCAAUAUGGUUGUUAAUUGAAUUUGAACCACCCAUUGAUGCUCUAUUUUUGUUGUUGUCUUCUAAGGAUGAUGAUGAUGGUGGUUCUGGCAUGUGCAUCACCUUUGUGUUGUUGCAAAACAAUGUCCACACAAAGUUGACAAGACAAAGCUGGAUUGGUAGAGAGGGUCACAUGGGUCUGAUUAUUGGCAUUUCUGGUGGUAUUAGUGCCACGUGCAGAGUUGUUGAUAUUACAAUGGCCCGCAUAAAUAAAACAUACAGUGCGUCAUUAAAGCAUUGAUAGCAGGCAUUUGGCGUAUUGAUGGUGUUUGGAUUGGUACGUAGUGACCUUUAAAUCACAGGAACCAUUCAUAAUUGAUGAGCCAUGGAAGGACUUCGUGCAACAUAGUCCAAAUAGUGUCAGUACAAUAAAUGUAAAUGGAUUAUAGGGAGGAAAAGUUUGGUUUUGGACAUUUGAACAUGGGGGUGUCGAUGGCACAUGUGAAGUUACUGGACUUGGGAAUACCUUGUAUAAAAAUGUUUCCAAUUAUUGAUGACUAGAUUUGGAAGAUCAACAUUUUAAAUGUUGGUGAGCUUUCAUGGUAUAAUACUAGUUGGACUAUCAUGUCUCGUCAGCAUUUUUCUAGUAGUCCAAAUGGUAUCAAUGCAACAAAAUCUCAAUAAGACAUUUUAUGAGGCCAAUUGUCCAUGCCAGAUUUCUCAAAAUUUUGAAAUGUGCCAACUAUAUGGAUGUUUUAUGGCCAUGCUCUCAUCUCUGCCAUCAAACUUUGUCGUAAUUCUACCUUUUUUGACUAUUGUGUUCUGUGGACCCAAUGCACAAGACUUGUGGGAAUCUAGAUGACAUGUAAUUCAAAAUUCUGGAAAAUUAAGAAUGAUUGCUUACUAUUAUAAUGCAUAGUAAUGGACCUUUGUUGUAUUGAAACAAUUUGGACCAUGAACCCUUCUUUUAUAAUGCUCCAAGUUGUGGGAACAGGAUGCAUGCUAACCAACAUCUUGUAAGGAGCAUCUUGAAUGUAUAAUUUUUCAGAAAUUUGAAACAUUAGGAGAUCUAAUGCAUCAAUAUUUUGUCAUACAUGUUUUAAGCAAACAAAUAUAGUAAAAUGUAAAAGAGUUUUUGGUUUCACAUGACCAUGGGUCUUUGUAAUAGUCAGUAUGACAUUUUUUACUUAUGGCAAGUUAAUAUAAAGUUUAUGAACUUGACUAAAACAUACACAUCAUACUCGUAGUUCAAUGUAUUUUGCCUCCUUGCUAUGUUUUCUUCAUUAGUUAUUGAAGUCUCCUUAUUGUCCUAUCUAUCACGUUUGGCAUACAAGGAAAAAUGAAGAGAAGACGAAAGGCUUCAGGCAGAAGAUUUGUUUUUAACAACAGAGGCAGUAGUGAAGAGAUGCAAUACUAUAAUGGUAGAUGAAAGUGUCAACGGACGAGAUAGGCCUAGAUUAAUGUUGGCUAGCAUUGUAAAUAGAGAUAUGGAUCUACUUAAUUUGACUAACGAAAUGGCCUUUGAUAGGGUCACGUAGAGAAGAAGGAUUCAUGUAGCCUACCCCAUUUGAUGGGACUUAAGGCUUGGUUUGGUUUGGUUUACCAGUGACCCAUGUUGAUUUUAACUUGUAGUAUCUUUUGUGAAAUAUGUAAGGCCUGCUAAAAAUAGGUAUUCAUGGUAUUACGAUGUCAGAUGUUCAAGGCUUUGGUACCUAAGGUGGUUUGACAGAACGGCAGGCAGGUAAGUGCUUGACUUGUUGAGGUCCUAAAUGAUUCUAUAUUUAAUUUCCAUUUCUUAUCCCUUUUCUUAUUUUCUUCCCCCCCAAGUCAUUUACAUUUUCAAUUACUUCCAAAAAGUAGACUUAAAUGAAUUUAUUUACACCUCUUCCCUUUUUUGUGAUGUAGAACGAAAAAAUGUUUAACAUGAUUCCCUUGCCUUCAUCUUUAUCCACCACAGGCUCUGAAUUUUGCGAAGACAAGUUCUUAGCUAAAGUUAAGAUGGAGAUUGUGGUGAAAAAAGAUCAGGUAUAAAAAAAAAUUUGAAAGCUCUAAGAGAACUCUCAAGUGGUUUUGUGAUCUAUAAGCUGAAACUAAUUUGAUUUCCUCUUCCCUUUUGUACCUGUGAAGUUUCUUUACAAGUUACCGCUUAGUGAAAAUACAGUUUUGUUGUGUAUAUUACUCACGCAGAACCUCACUGCAUAU
Messenger RNA from Camellia sinensis, 2719 nucleotides. Lineage: Eukaryota; Viridiplantae; Streptophyta; Magnoliopsida; Ericales; Theaceae. The record is from RefSeq and is a predicted model, not a curated record.